Molecule: messenger RNA, 7269 nt
Organism: Cordyceps fumosorosea ARSEF 2679
Lineage: Eukaryota; Fungi; Ascomycota; Sordariomycetes; Hypocreales; Cordycipitaceae
Product: phosphatidylinositol 3-kinase tor2
Exons: 4
Coding region: 1-7269 (2422 amino acids)
Biological process (GO): TOR signaling; protein phosphorylation; negative regulation of macroautophagy
Cellular component (GO): nucleus; TORC2 complex; TORC1 complex
Molecular function (GO): protein serine/threonine kinase activity; protein binding; protein-containing complex binding
Source: RefSeq, a predicted model, not a curated record
AUGACGCAGCAGCAACCUGCUGCUUUGGAGCAGCUCGAGUACAUUACCCGCCAAUUAAAGUCUAGAGGCAGUGACGAUGUUCGAAAAAGGGCGGCUUCGCAGUUGAAGACUCUAGUUGGCGUCUGCCACCGAGAUCUUACCCCGGAACAAUUCCAGUCCUUCUACAAUGCCGUCAAUAAUAAGAUCACGCAACUCAUAACACAUGGCAGCGACUCGGCCGAGCGCCUGGGCGGUAUCUACGCCCUGGAUGCGAUUCUCGACGCCGAAGGCGAAGGCAGUUCGAAAUACACACGAUUCCUUCAAAAUCUGAGGAGCGUUCUGCGGGGAAAAGAGCUGAAUCUGAUGCGACCUGCCGCCGCUACACUCGGUAAACUUUGUCGCCCUGGCGGUUCCAUGAUUUCGGAGCUUGUCGAGGCCGAAGUAAACAUGGCAUUCGAAUGGCUGCAAAAUGACCGAAUCGAGGAACGACGCUACAGCGCGGUACUAGUCUUACGAGAGCUCUCCAUCAGCACUCCGACGUUGAUGUAUCAGUUCAUUCAGACCAUUCUUGAGCUGAUCUGGGUUGGCCUGCGAGAUCCUAAGCAACAAAUCCGCGAGGCGUCAGCCGAGACCGUCAGUGCCUGCUUCCGCAUUAUCCGCGACCGAGACCAGGAAAUGAAGCAGAUAUGGAUGAGCAAGAUCUACAACGAAUGCAGGCAGGGCUUCCGAGUUAAUACUAUGGAGUAUACGCAUGCGUCGUUGCUGGUUUUGAAGGAGCUCCUUGAACAAGGGGGCAUGUUCAUGCAAGAACACUAUCAGGAAUCAUGUGAAAUCGUGUUUCGACACAAGGACCACCGCGAGCCCACCAUUCGAAGUACAGUGGUACUCCUCAUCCCCGACUUAGCAAGCUAUUCUCCUGCCGAUUUUGCCCAAUCAUGGCUGCACAAUUUUAUGGUCUACCUCUCUGGGAUGCUCAAGAAGGAUAAGGAGCGGAAUGACGCGUUCCUUGCCAUCGGAAAUGUUGCUAACUCUGUCAAGAGCGCAAUUGCACCAUACCUUGACGGUGUUCUCAUAUAUGUGAGGGAAGGGCUAAGCGUGCAGUCGCGCAAGAGAGGCUCUGUGGACCCUGUUUUUGACUGCAUCAGUCGCCUCGCCGUGGCAGUUGGCCAAACUUUGACUAAAUACAUGGAAGCGCUGCUCGACCCGAUCUUCGCCUGCGAGCUUACACCCAAAUUAACGCAAGCGUUGGUUGACAUGGCUUUUUAUAUACCGCCCGUUAAGCCCACAAUCCAAGAACGACUUUUGGAUAUGCUUAGUAUUGUUCUGUGUGGCGAGCCCUUCAAGCCACUGGGUGCUCCUCAACCCAACACCCUCUCAUCUGUUCCUAUUAUUGCUAAGGACGGUAAAGACGCACAAGCAUAUGAACACCGCCGAUCUGAAGUCAAACUCGCACUUAACACGCUGGGAAGCUUUGAUUUCACUGGCCACAUUCUGAAUGAAUUCGUGCGAGACGUGGCAAUCAAAUAUGUUGAAGAUGAGGACCCGGACAUCAGAGAAGCCGCCGCGCUUACUUGCUGUCAGCUCUAUGUUCGGGAUCCAAUUGUCAACCAAACAAGCUAUCAUGCACUCCAAGUUGUCGGCGAUGUGAUCGAGAAGCUCCUCACCGUCGGCAUCUCGGACCCUGAACCCAGCAUUCGCGAGACUGUUCUUGCAGCUCUGGAUGAAAGGUUUGAUCGCCACCUUGCCAAGGCUGAAAAUAUCCGUAUUCUCUUCUUUGCUCUAAAUGACGAAACCUUUGCUAUCAGAGAGGUCGCUAUUUCUAUUAUUGGCCGUCUAGCGAGAUACAACCCUGCAUAUGUCAUUCCUUCUCUCCGCAAAACUCUCGUUCAGAUGCUAACGGAGCUGGAGUUCUCGGAUGUCGCCCGGAGCAAGGAGGAAAGCGCUAAACUACUCCGGCUGCUUGUGCAGAAUGCGCAAUCCCUCAUCAAACCAUACGUUGAGCCUAUGAUGUCGGUCCUUCUGCCAAAAGCUAGCGAUCCCAAUGCCGCUGUCGCAGCAACAAUCCUCGACGCAAUCGGCGAGUUGGCAACAGUGGGUGGCGAGGAUAUGCUUCCCUAUAAAGACCGUCUCAUGCCUCUGAUCAUCGAGGCUCUCCAAGACCAGAGCUCAAACCCAAGGCGAGAGGCUGCGCUUCACACUCUUGGACAACUGGCUAGCAACUCAGGCUACGUCAUCCAGCCAUAUAUCGAAUACCCGCAGCUAUUGGAGAAUCUACAGAGCAUCAUCCGCACCGAAGACCAGCGCGGACCCAUUCGGCAGGAAACCAUCAAGCUGAUGGGUAUCUUGGGCGCUCUUGAUCCCUACAAAUGUCAGCAGGCAGAAGAAAAGCCUCUCGAUACCCAACCUCGCUCAGACACGGGGGCGACGACUGAUAUUUCCCUCAUGAUGAGCGGAUUGACUCCGUCUAACAAAGAAUACUUCCCGACCGUUGCCAUCAACGCCCUACUUCAGAUUCUCAAGGAUCAUUCCCUCGCCCAGCAUCAUGCUUCCGUCAUUGAAGCCAUCAUGAGCAUCUUCAGGACCCUUGGCCUAGAGUGCGUUUCCUUCUUGGACCGCAUUAUUCCUGCGUUCUUGCAAGUCAUUCGGUCCUCGCCGUCAACAAGACUGGAGUCCUACUUUAACCAGCUGGCAACGCUGGUGAGCAUCGUCAGACAGCACAUCAGAAACUACCUCCCCAGCAUCAUCGAGAUACUACAAGAAUACUGGAACCAAUCGUCAUCAUCACUGCAGACUACCAUCCUCUCGCUUAUCGAAUCAAUCUCCCGGUCGCUAGAGGGAGAGUUCAAAAUCUUCUUGGCAGGGCUUCUACCAUUGCUGCUCGGUGUUCUCGAGAAAGAUACCAGUCCAAAGCGUGCGCCGUCGGAGAGGGUCUUGCAUGCUUUCCUUGUUUUUGGAGCCAGUGCCGAAGAAUACAUGCAUCUCAUUAUUCCCGUCAUCGUGCGAACAUUCGAGAAACCAGCCCAGCCCGUAUUCCUCAAAAAGCAGGCAAUUGAAUCUAUUGGCAAGAUCUCGAAGCAAGUCAACCUCAACGAUUACGCCGCUAGGAUAAUUCACCCCCUCACGCGCGUGCUUGAUACUAGCGAGCCAGCAUUACGAACUGCGGCAUUGGAUACCAUGUGCUCCCUCAUCCAGCAGCUCGGGCGGGAUUAUAUCAACUUUAUGGGGACUGUAAACAAGGUGGUCAACACGCGCCAAAUUCAGCAUUCAAACUACGAGCUUUUAGUAAGCAAACUCCAGAAAGGCGAUCCGCUCCCCCAGGACCUGAAUACCGAAACACGCUACUUUGAUCGAGGUAUCGAACCUGCAUUCGCAGACCUAGGCACGAAAAAGCUGGAGAUGAAUGCUAUACACUUGAAAACUGCCUGGGAUACUAAGGGAAAGUCGACAAAGGAUGACUGGCAGGAGUGGCUGCGAAGGCUCAGUACAACCUUGUUGUCGGAGUCUCCAAAUCAUGCGCUUCGCGCUUGCGCGACCCUAGCAAGCGCCUACUUGCCACUUGCGCGAGAGCUGUUCAACUCUGCUUUCGUGUCUUGCUGGAGUGAGCUGUUCGAACAAUUCCAGGAUGAGCUGAUCCAAAACAUCGAGAGUGCGAUCAAAUCCGAGAAUGUUCCGCCGGAUUUGCUUGGACUCCUCUUAAACCUUGCUGAAUUCAUGGAACAUGAUGACAAAGCCUUACCGAUUGACAUUCGGGUUCUUGGUCGGGAAGCUGGGCGAUGCCACGCCUAUGCCAAGGCUCUCCACUACAAGGAACUUGAGUUCCUCCAGGAUCAAAGCAGCGGCGCGGUGGAGGCCUUGAUAGUGAUCAACAACCAGCUCCAGCAGUCGGAUGCUGCAAUCGGUAUCUUGCGAAAAGCUCAGCUCUAUAAGGAGGGAAUUCAGCUGCGCGAGACCUGGUUCGAGAAGCUUGAGCGCUGGGAGGAGGCCUUGGCAUUUUACAAUAAGCGCGAAGCCGAAGUGCCCCCAGAGCAAGCCGUCCCUAUCGAUAUUGUGAUGGGUAAGAUGAGAUGCCUACACGCGCUCGGCGAAUGGGAUGCCCUUGCGACGCUCACAGGUAACACCUGGCAAAACUCGGCUCCUGAAGUACAGCGCAAGAUUGCACCACUGGCAACUGCAGCUGCCUGGGGACUUGGCAAGUGGGAUUCUAUGGAUAACUACUUGUCUUUAUUGAAGCGCAACUCCCCAGACCGCUCAUUUUUCGGCGCCAUUCUUGCCCUACACAGAAAUCAAUUCAGAGAGGCGAUACUCAACAUUCAACAAGCCCGCGAGGGCUUGGACACGGAGCUAAGUGCACUCGUCAGCGAGUCGUACAAUCGAGCUUAUCCUGUUAUCGUUCGCGUGCAGAUGCUUGCUGAGCUAGAGGAACUCAUCACAUACAAGCAGUGUGACGAGAAGAAGCGUGCGACGAUGCGUAAGACCUGGGAGACACGUCUUGAAGGCUGUCAGCGCAAUGUUGACCUCUGGCAUCGUGUGCUCAGACUCCGUGCGUUGGUUAUUACCCCCGCGGAGAAUAUGCGCAUGUGGAUCAAGUUUGCCAACCUAUGUCGCAAGUCUGGUCGCAUCGGCCUUGCUGAGAAAUCGCUGAAGCAGCUGAUUGGAGUUGACGCCCCUCUCGAGAACAUGAUUCCGUUUUGGAAGGAGGGCUCGACGCUACCGAAGAAUGUUCCGGCUCAGGUCAUCUACGCUAUGCUUAAGUUUCAGUGGGAGACUGGCCUACAGCCCAGCAGUCUACCAUUGCGCCGCAUUUCUGAGCGCACUCUGUAUUGUUUACAGAGGUUCACCAACGAGACUGCUCAUCGAUUCGACAUGACCAAGAUGCACCUCUCAUCCCAGUCUGGCACAGAGCUUACCUCGGUCGACUACUCAUUCCAGAGUCAAGUCGAUUCAUCAAUCAUCACACCGCAGACUCAACGAGCACUCAUGGAGCAGACUGUGCUUCUCGCGAAGUGUUACCUUCGUCAAGGCGAAUGGCUUAUCGCGCUCAACAAGGACAACUGGCAACGUGACAAUGUUGACGAGAUUCUCGCCUCCUAUUCGCAAGCCACGAAGUAUAACCCGCGCUGGUACAAGGCAUGGCAUGCCUGGGCUCUCGCCAACUUUGAGAUUGUUCAGACUCUCACAGCCCGAACCGAGGCUGAUGCCAAUCGUACGGACUCCGCCACUAUCCUUCAGCACGUUGUACCUGCCAUCCAGGGAUUCUUCAAGUCAAUUGCACUCUCUGCUGGUAGCUCGCUUCAGGAUACCCUUCGGCUGUUGACACUGUGGUUCACCCAUGGCGGCCAUGCAGAUGUCCACGCAGCCGUCACAGAAGGGUUCUCAAACGUCAGUGUUGAUACUUGGCUUGAGGUUCUUCCUCAACUGAUCGCACGUAUCAAUCAGCCCAACAUGCGAGUACAGCAGUCGGUGCAAAAUCUGCUUGCCGAUGUUGGGCGAGCGCAUCCUCAAGCGCUGGUCUAUCCUCUCACGGUCGCCAUGAAAUCUGCCCAGAGCACUCGCAGAUCACGAUCUGCAGCGCAGAUUAUGGACAGCAUGCGUCAGCACAGCGCCAACCUAGUAGCCCAAGCCGAUCUUGUCAGCCAUGAGCUCAUUCGUGUCGCAGUCUUGUGGCAUGAACAAUGGCACGAAGGCCUAGAAGAAGCCUCCAGGCUAUACUUUGGUGACCAGAAUAUCGAGGGCAUGUUUCAAACGCUUGAUCCACUCCACAACCUCCUAGAGCGUGGACCGGAAACGCUGCGUGAGGUCUCAUUUGCACAAGCAUUCGGUCGCGAUCUUAGGGAGGCGCAAGAAUGGUGCCACCAGUACGAGACAAGCAGAGACAUGAAUGAUCUGAACCAAGCCUGGGAUCUCUACUACCAGGUCUUCCGUCGAAUCUCUCGACAGUUGCCGCAGGUCACCACUCUUGAUCUGACCUACUGCUCGCCCAAGCUCCUAAACGUCAAGAAUCUCGACCUAGCCAUCCCAGGUACCUACCGCAGCGGCCAGCUCCCUGUAAGGAUCCAAUCAUUCGAGCCCACUUUGACAGUCAUCAACUCGAAGCAGCGUCCUCGAAAGAUCACUGCAAGUGGCACGGAUGGAAAUGCAUACCCCUUCCUUCUCAAGGGUCACGAAGAUAUCCGGCAAGACGAACGCGUCAUGCAGCUGUUUGGUCUCUGUAACACGCUUCUGGCAAGCGAUGCAGAGUGCUUCAAGCGCCACCUGACCAUUUUGCGCUUCCCGGCGAUUCCGCUGUCUCAAAGCUCCGGCCUUAUAGGGUGGAGGUCCAAUACUGAUACUCUCCAUGUCCUAAUUCGAGAGUACCGAGAGAGCCGCAAGAUUCUUCUUAAUAUAGAGCAUCGGAUUAUGCUCCAGAUGGCUCCCGAUUAUGACAACCUCACACUUAUGCAAAAAGUGGAGGUCUUUGGGUAUGCUUUGGACAAUACCACCGGCCAGGAUCUCUACCGUGUUCUCUGGCUCAAAUCCAAGUCGUCUGAGGCCUGGCUCGAGCGCCGCACCAACUACACCAGAUCUCUGGGUGUCAUGUCAAUGGUCGGAUACAUCCUAGGUCUGGGCGAUCGUCAUCCGUCCAACCUCAUGCUUGACCGUCUCAGCGGACACAUCUUCCACAUCGAUUUUGGUGACUGUUUCGAGGUUGCAAUGAAGCGGGAGAAAUACCCGGAACGCGUACCGUUCCGCCUGACACGUAUGCUCACAUACGCCAUGGAAGUCAGCAACAUUGAGGGAAGCUUCAGAAUCACCUGCGAGCACGUUAUGCGACUCCUCAGAGAUAACAAGGAGAGUGUCAUGGCAGUCCUAGAAGCUUUCAUCCACGAUCCUUUGCUGACUUGGCGUCUAACUAACACGGCGUCGCCUACAGGGCCAAACUUCCGCUCCGAGAGAGAGGCGGUUCUGAUCGGCCUCAAUGGUGGAGGUAGAGCACGAAGAGCGUCGAUUCUCGACGCGGACGUUGCCCCAUCCGAGCUGAUGGCUGGCAACCCUGGCGCACUUGUUGCCCGGCCCAGGGCCAGAACCAACAGCCGAGCCGAGCCGGACGGUGCUAACGGCGCGCAAGACACGGAGACCCAGAAUGCCAGGGCUAUUGAGGUUUUGGAUCGUGUGGUUCAAAAGCUCAACGGGCGCGACUUCAAGGAGAACGAGGAACUGGAUGUUGUGAAUCAAGUCAACAAGCUCAUCAUCGAAGCGACAAAGCUGGAGAAUCUUUGCCAGCACUACAUUGGAUGGUGCAGCUUCUGGUGA